UAAAGUAUAAUACAUAAUACUGGAGCAAUUGGGAGCUCUAAAAUGUCAAUUUGGUAAUGUAAAAAUGAAUUGGGUGAGGCAAAUGAGACACAUAACACUCUAACUCUAAUGUAACACUAUCCACUUACUUAGUAUUUGUGUCAUUGGGUUUUUAUGCACUUUAUUUUUGGCGUCGUUGGGCAAAAUGUUCACAAUAAUCUUUCAGCAAGUGGCCUGAGAGAAAACUAGACCUUUGGCUUUGCACAUCUUUACUCUGUAUUCAGGGUUCAGAAAUUCUGAUGUAAGCGUGAAGGGAGACUUUGGUCAAUCAAAGGUCAUUUUAAGAUAGAGAGAGCAUUCCUAUUGGCUGUUCUGCGCAUGCAUUGCCCGUGCGAGUGAGGGGAGAGGGGGGGAGCUGCAGGAAGAGGUCUCACUCUACUUCAAAUUAUAGCACGGAUUUUUUUUUUUUAUUUUGUUUUUUGCAUUUACCCACUGCAGCUUUUAACUGAAUCAGCAGAAUUUCAAUUUGAGUUAAAUAUUUACAACUUAGCAAAUCUGAAUAUUGAUCAGCAGAAAUGUAGGUUAAUUUAAAAUUAUUUUACUAGAUUUACUAGACUAGCUUCAAAAGGUGGCUGUCCACUGAUUAAAAUGUCUUGUGGCAACAGGGACAAACGAUUUUCUAUUGGCCUUAAUGUAUUUUCUUUGCACUAAGGCAGGUCUAGAGAGGGUAAACAUAUGUUAGGGUGUAGGGUGGGCUGUUGACUUUUGUUUUAGAGACGGACAGUGAAGCACAGGCGAGAUUUAUGUCGGCGGUAUUAAAACAUUUCACCGCUGAGAUCCCGCAUCUUUCCCUUUAAAGGCGUGCAGUGAUGAGUCGCUGGUUGUAUGCUCAUCGGCAGACCCACUGUGUCACAUUUUUUAUUCUGAUGAGAUAAUAGAAGACGAUGCUUUUAUAUUAAAUUGGAUUUGCCGGUGAUCGCGGCUGGGCUCUGAGGAGGAGAUAUUUAAUUCUGGUGUAAAAUUGAGAUUUUCUGGACCAUUUGGUGCUGAAAUGUGGAAUCGCUCAAUUUCAAGGACGUAUUCCUGAUCUUUUUUUUUCUUUCUUUUUUUCUCCUCCUCCGGCUAAUGAUUUGUGUUGGAAAAAAUAGGCUUACGAAACCAUCAGGUCAGAUCCUGUGUGGUGUCAGCCCCGAGGCGUUUGUUGCAGUACAAACAAGCCGAAGGAAACAGGAUGGCAUAUUACGCUGCGCUUUAUAAUCAGACGUGGGUUUUGGUCCCUUGCGACGCAAGGCGUAGAUCUGCCGUAAUGAUGUGAUCAGACCGGGAUCCGUGGUUUCUCGCUGCGCUACCUCCGAACAGAGUCGCUCAUAAUGCCGAGGGCUUUGCGGAGACUGCUCCAUUUGGUGCUGUUCUGCCCUCUGUCCAAAGGUCUGCAGAGUCGUCUCCCUGCCAUUAAGGUGAAGUACCUUCUCCUGAUAUGGCUGGGCAUCCUCAUCGCCAGCUGGGUCAUCUACAUGCAGUAUGCAUCUUACUCUGAACUCUGCCGUGGGCAUGUGUGCCACAUGGUCAUUUGCGAUCACUACAGAAGGGGCAUAAUAUCAGGCUCGUCCUGCAAGGCAUUGUGUGAGCAGAGAACCCUAACCCUGCAGCACUGCAUGUCCACCUCAUCUACAUAUCAGGUGUACAGUGGACUGUGGAAGGAGAGACCUGUUGUGAUCAAGUGUGGGAUUGAGGAUCCAGUGAAGAUUGAUGGGUCUCCAGACUCUGUACUGCGACAGGAGAUGAGCUUAUUUGACAAACCCACUCGUGGAACCUCUAUGGAUGAAUUUAAAGAGAUGCUGCACAGUUUCCUCAAGGCUAACCUUGGUGAGCAGCAAUCUUUGAGCACCUUGGUGGACAGGGUCAUUACCCUGGCGGAUGUCAACCAGGAUGGCAAAGUGUCUCUAGCUGAGGCCAAGUCCAUCUGGGCUCUUCUCCAGAUGAACGAGUACCUCCUGAUGGUGGCGCUGCAGGAGAAGGAGCACACCCCUAAGCUGCUGGGCUUCUGUGGAGACUUGUAUGUGACAGAACGUGUGGGCCACAGCUCCCUCUACAGGCUAGAGGUGCCUCAUUACCUGCAGGCCCUGGUCCCAGAGGCCCUGAGCACCAGCCUGAACCACUGGCUCGCACCAGCCUGGCCCCGCAGGGCUCGCAUCACCAUCGGCCUGCUGGAGUUUGUGGAAGAGGUCUUCCACGGGUCCUACGGGAGUUUCCUAAUAUGCGAUGCCAGUCCUCGCCAUGUGGGCUACAAUGCAAAGUACGACUGCAAGAUGGCCAACCUGCGAAGUGUGGCAUCUGAGGCAGUUGUGCGGGGAUUUUUGAGGGGACGGCGAUGUGAGACUAACGCCGACUGCACCUACGGCCGGGACUGCACGGCCACCUGCGAUCGACUAGUGAAGCAGUGCAACACCGAGGUUUUACAGCCCAAUCUUGCAAAGGUGUGCGUGCUGCUGCAGGAUUUUCUGCUUUUUGGAGCACCUUCAGACCUCCGAGGGGAUCUGGAAAAGCAGCUACGCACCUGUGUGACACUCAGCGGUCUGGCAAGCCAGAUGGAGGUGCACCACUCACUAGUCCUCAACAACCUGAAGACAUUACUGUGGAAGAAAAUUUCUAACACUCAGUACUCUUGAAAACAGGUUGUGAUUAUCUGUCCUGUACCUCUACACAAUGAGCGAAUUAAUACAUGAACAUGAGGAGUUUUUGCUUAUGAAGCUUUGCCAAAUGUCUUAGAGGGUGGUCGUUAUUAAUGUAUUUGUACUCUACAUUGACUGUGAAUAGCAGGGAACUGUGAAAUAAUGAAUAUACAAUAUGAAACAGCAGAUGAAGAAGACUAUUUCUUACUUUUGUUUUCCAAUGCAUUCUUUUUAGAAAGCACAUUCAUCUGUUUAGACAUAAUAUUCUCAGGGCACUGCCUAUAACUUUAUUCGUAAAACAAUCUGUGAGUAAACUGAGUUUUGAAAAUAGUUUAUAGAAUACUGUCUAUCCCUAGAGAGUCAGAAUGUCAAAUUUAGCACGUUGUGAUAAUUUUUGUACAGCUGUAAAUAUUGGUGGAACUCCGCUGUUUCCUGUGUAUCAAUGAAUCUCCAUGUGAAGCAGAGACACGACACAAAUAAUGGAUGGAAUAAUGCAUAUAUACAGUAUCACUGUCCCUCCUGGUAUUGAUCUGAUAUUGACAAUGUAUUUAAAUCCACCUGAACAGACUGGACUUGAUGAUCAUCAGACAAAAUCAAACUUGAAUUAACUUCUAAUCCAUGAAUAAACAUACGUUGUUUAAACUAAUUUUCAACUAUUGUGAAUAAAAUUGCAUUUAUCUAAACUGGGUAGCUGGUGUCAGGACAGAAGUAAAGAAAUUGGAGGAGUCAGACAGAUGUUCUCUUAGCAAGUAGAAGUAGAUCACAUAUACUGACCUUUUAGAGCACUCAGUUUUGUACAGUAUAUGAUUGAAAACUGGUAUACCUUUCAUUUUUUCCUUUACCGGACCAACAUUUCUGUCAUAAUUCAUUUUGAAACUAUGAUUCUUUGAUUCAAGAUACAAAAACCAUCUCAUUUUUAGUCAGCUUUUGCGGCUAUUGGUCUUAUGUGCUAUUGUCAUGAUAUAGUGGCAGUUUCAGCAAAUGUGACAAGACGUUAUUAAAAAAAAAAAAGUAACUUACUGACUUACCUAAAUUUUGCAACUAACUACUAAAGCUUUUUGUAUAUAAUUGUUGCCAUGAUUUAGAGAAAAUACAGCACUGUCAUCUGUUAGCAUUCAACUCAUUUCAGAAUAAGAAACAUUUGUUGCUGAUUAAUCUAAAGUAGACAUGCUGUUCCUUGGUUGUGUUAUUUGUUUGAAGUUUAAGUAAAACUGUAUUAGUUCCGAGUUAAAUUUGUCUUGAGACACAUUUACAGGAAUAAUGAAAUAUGACAAAAAUGACAUUGUUCCUUUAUUCAUGUGCACAUUGAAAUUAAAGUUCACUGCCCAGUAGAUGCCUACGCCUGCCUGCAAUGAUGUGGACAUUAUGUGUUGGAUGAGGGCAAGUAUGUGUCGAGGAAUCAAGCAACACAGAUCUGUUCUGUUUGUGCCCUGUGGGACAGUGUCACGUCUACUGUAGGCAGUUCCCUCCCUGCCAUGAAAAAAAAGGGAAUUUCUGCAUCAGUUGUCCUGUUUGUCACAGGUCCUGCCCUGGUUCUUUUUGGCACUAGUUGUGGAUCUACAAGAGGCUCUCCCUUGGGUCUGUAUGGAACACGCUCCUCAAAUGAUCUAGGCCUGGCCACGGACUUUUGCAGCCUCAGAUCCCUUUUUUACUGUAGGCCCUUUGCUAGUCCUCCUGACUGGCCCCAAUUCCUUGGCAGCUGCAUACCCUUUUUGGGGUUUUAUUGUGGUAUGGGCAAUUAUUCAGACUGCAGGUAAAUACAACUGCCACACCCUUUGUUUGAUUUUUGUCCCUGCUUUUUGUUUUGAAACUAAUUAUUGGAGGAGCUUUCUUUUUGAUAGGUGGAAGUACUUUCCUUGUAGAUGGUAUAGACGGUUUUGUGUCUUUUUGAGAGGGAAUCCUUACUGAUGAUGUUUUAGCUCUCUCUUCACGUGGUGGUGGUACUGGUCUUGGUUUCUCUUAAGCAGUUAGACCCACACUCUCCUGUCACCCGGGAAUCCUGACUGAAGACACUCUCUUUGUCCUCCGUCUCACCUCAUUGGGAGGUGAUACCAUGAAGGACGCAGAGGGUGUACUGGACAUUCUGGAUGUAGGUAAAGAUUCAUCUGCAAAUGGUUUUGGGGUCUCUGUCCUUUUCUGAGUCUUUUGCAAGAAGACGUGCUCUUCAAAAGUCAAUAAAGGUCAAUAAAAAAGAAAUGAAAAACCAUG
Molecule: messenger RNA, 4859 nt
Organism: Perca fluviatilis (European perch)
Lineage: Eukaryota; Metazoa; Chordata; Actinopteri; Perciformes; Percidae
Gene: dipk1b
Product: divergent protein kinase domain 1B
Exons: 5
Coding region: 1350-2648 (432 amino acids)
Source: RefSeq, a predicted model, not a curated record